UUUAAAGAGGCAAAGCUUGGAGAAGGAAGCAGCAAAAGUUAGUUGUGAGUUGUGAGAAGAAGAAGAGAUCGAUGAAUAUGAAGGCAGUUGUUUUGGCUGUUGCUACAAUUUUGGUAGCAUCACAGUGCCAUGGCUCAGAAUACGAAUUUUACCCUCUGGAAUUGAGAUCUGAUGGCCUCACUGUCCACUACCCUCCAGAGGUAUGGUGCCCAAGUUGGAGGCUUGCAGCGGAAGCACACAACUAUAUUAACUGGAAAACUGUUCCUCAAAAAUGCGCAGAAUACGUAGAAAGCUACAUCCAAGGAGAUCAAUAUGACUCAGACUCCAAAUAUGUUAACCAACAAGCUUAUUUUUUUGCUAAAUCCAUCAAAAGGAAUGAGAAUGACGUUUUCAUUUUCAGCGUAGAUGGAACCGUACUGUCUAAUGUCCCAUAUUAUUCUAAACAUGGAUAUGGGGUGAAUCCAUAUAAUGCGACUGUGUACGAUGCAUGGGUUCUGAAGGGUGAGGCACCGGCACUGGCACAGACUCUUAAAAAUUACAACAAUCUGUUGUCUCUUGGCUUCAAGAUUGUGUUCCUAACAGGAAGAACAGUGGAUAAGAAGGCUGUAACCGAAGCCAACUUGAAGGAGGCUGGUUUCCACACGUGGGAGAAGUUGAUUCUCAAGGAUCCAAUUGCAUACAAUGGUCAGAACGCAGCUUCAUACAAAGCAGCUGAGAGGAAGAAGCUGACUAAGGAGGGAUGGAGAAUCGUUGGUAACAUUGGAGACCAGUGGAGUGAUAUAACCGGACGCAACGUUGGCCUCAGGACCUUUAAGUUGCCUAACCCAAUGUACUUCAUUGCUUGAUCACCUUCAUCUACCUUAACAUGCAUAGCUUACUCCUAUAUAAAUAUAUUAAAUAACUCAAAUAUAUAGGAGCAUGCCAUGCACCACCUAUCAUGUUCAUGUAUGAAGUGUGUUGUUGGGGUGUACGUAUGUAAGUGAAGUCACGUAAUUAGGGACAUGUUUUCUCUUUCGCGUCUUGCUCUUGCUUAAUAAACUACAGUAUGCCCUUCUUCCGGUUACA
Molecule: messenger RNA, 1065 nt
Organism: Cajanus cajan (pigeon pea)
Lineage: Eukaryota; Viridiplantae; Streptophyta; Magnoliopsida; Fabales; Fabaceae
Product: stem 28 kDa glycoprotein
Molecular function (GO): acid phosphatase activity
Source: RefSeq, a predicted model, not a curated record